UUUCUUGGCACUCCUCCAUGAUCAUCAUCAUCCAUUAAUGUUUCUUCAAGUACUUCUUCCUUUUCUCUGUAUAAUCUCAAGCAUCCCCUUCUCUGCAUCAGAGAUUCAAAACACUCAAAUUGUGGAUGAUUCAAGGCCCAUGAUCUUAUUCGAGCAAUUCGGGUUUGUUCGAUUCGGUCAUGUUUCCAUUUCAAUCAAAGAUGUUUCUUGGAGAUCAAAACAUCCACAUGCAGAAUUAAACCCAUCUUUAAUGGGAUUUUUCCUCUUAAGAGAAUCAUCUUAUGGUAAGAUCUUGAAUGAAUCAGAAUAUACAGAACAUUUCUGUGUUGUAUCAAGUCAUUAUGUGAAAUUACUCUUCAAAUUUGAUCAACUCAAUCUGAAUUCUACCUAUAAUGGUACAAUCAUUGUUGAUGAUCCAGAUGAAUACAGUUUGGUUUUUGGAAAUUGUUUACCUGAAUUUGAAAUAUCCAUGGAUGUUCAUACAGAGAUGUAUAAUAUGAAUUUUGGAAGAAAAGAUUUCCUUCCUGCUGGACAAACCCAAUUGCCAACAAUCUAUUUCAUCUUCUUUAUCAUUUAUUCAAUCUUUUUUGUGAUCUGGGUUCUUCUCUGUGUCAAGCAAAGACCAAUUGUAGAUAAGAUUCAUCUAAUAAUGGGUGCUCUGCUCAUUGUGAAAGCUCUGAAGAUGCUCUGUGCUUCUGAAGACAAAUCAUUUGUAAGAAGAACAGGUACUCCUCAUGGUUGGGAUGUGGCUUUCUAUAUCUUUAGUUUUCUUAAAGGUAUAAUGUUGUUCACUGUGAUUAUCUUAAUUGGUACUGGAUGGUCAUUCUUGAAACCUUACCUGCAAGAGAGGGAAAAGAAGGUUCUUAUGAUUGUGAUACCAUUGCAAGUUCUUGAGAACAUAGCUACAGUUGUGAUCGGCGAAACCGGUCCAGCGACAAAAGAUUGGUUAACAUGGAACCAAUUGUUCUUAUUGAUUGAUAUUGUGUGUUGUUGUGCUGUAUUUUUUCCGAUUAUCUGGUCGAUUCGGAGUCUCAGAGAGGCGUCGAAGACCGAUGGAAAGGCGGCGAGAAAUUUGGCUAAGCUUACAUUAUUCAAGCAGUUCUACAUUGUUGUUGUUGGGUAUUUAUACUUCACAAGGGUUGUGGCUUCUGCAAUAGGUGCUGUUAUUGAUUACAAACUUGAUUGGUUUAUUACAGCAGCAGUAGAGGGUGCAAGCUUUGGUUUCUAUACAUUUAUCUUUUCUAACUUUCAGCCUAAAGAGAAGAAUCCAUAUUUUGUGAUAGAUGAUGAAGAAGAAGCUGCUGCAGCACAAGAAUUGGAAGAUGAUGAUUCCUUUGAAUUAUGAUCAAUUUCAAAUUUAUUAUGAUCAGGUAA
Molecule: messenger RNA, 1374 nt
Organism: Telopea speciosissima
Lineage: Eukaryota; Viridiplantae; Streptophyta; Magnoliopsida; Proteales; Proteaceae
Product: protein CANDIDATE G-PROTEIN COUPLED RECEPTOR 7-like
Exons: 1
Coding region: 38-1345 (435 amino acids)
Biological process (GO): transport
Cellular component (GO): Golgi apparatus; membrane
Source: RefSeq, a predicted model, not a curated record